UUCUGCUCCCCUCUUGUUAGAUGUUUCCUCUUUUCCCCUCAUUGCCUUCACAGAACCCUGGGGGACUCCAUCCACCUUGAAAGCACCCUGGGGACAGGGUGGCUAAACACCCACUUCUUGGAGGGCUCUUGGUUAUUUCUGGAAGAUGACAACACUUUAUGCCCCCAAGGCUAACCGUCAUGCCGACGUUGUCUAUUCUUUCCAUGGGUGGACGGGCCAUCCUUCCUGCCCCCUGUUUCUAAGCUGUGUCUGACUAGGCAGACAUCUGUUUCAUCUGCUCUGGGCUCAAGAGGAAUAGCUGACAGCUGGUGCAGAGUCUGCCCUCAUGCAACUUCAUGGAUGAGGGUGGCUGCAGGGAAGAAUCAGGUCGCUCAUGUCCCAUCUGCGAACUGCUCUAUCCUAGUUACGUGCUGCUGAAUCGGUCCUCAAUUCAGGCCAAAGGCAACCACCUGGCCCAGGGGCUCUGCUCUCCCAGACAACCCAGUCUUCUUCUCUCUUGCCUUCUGGUUUUGUAUCUCUUUGCACUUUUCUCUUUCUUACACACACACCCACACACCCUUGCCAAGGAGGCUCACCCAAUAAGAAAGUCCUCAGCUUUCUGAAUGCAAGGGAAUGCUGAAGUGCUUGGUUUCUACUUUUCUCAUGGUUCCUUUGUCAUUUCUGCCUGCUCCCUGGUAACCCAGAGACCUUCGCCACUGGUUUAGUGGUCAGAUGCAUUUUAGACUAUUCUAGGAGUAGCCUAACAUUCGUAGUCCUAAUGCCGGCAGCUGCUACCCGAGAAAGAAGCCAGAUAGAAGGUGGCAGUGUUAAAGAGAGGUGGCUGGUAUUUGACAGAACCAAAGGUACCUUGGUUUAAAAGGAUGUCUGCCCUUGGAGCCCCUGAGUCCUUCCAAGGAUGGGAUGUCAGAGAGGAUGCUUCCCUACUUAACAGAUAGGAAACUGAGGCAGGGGAUGUGGACUCAGGUGCUGGGUUCCUUCCGGGUGGACACAGCAUCUAACUCAGUCCAAGGCUUCUCCCCCAGAACACUUGGAGGACACUGUGGAGCUGGGCCUGGCUUCUGGGAGGACUGGGUUUGGCUCAGGUGUCUCCCCUAAACUGAUGUUUUGGGGCUCAGCCUGCUUGGGGCCUGGUGAGGUAGUUCUGAUUGAGGAGGGGGCUGCCGUGUGCGGGAAGGGCUAGCUCCCACCCCGCAGCUCAGAAUUGCUCACCGGCUUCCCGUGUCCCCCACCUGAGGUGCUGGUGCCUCUCCAUUCCCACCGUUCCUUUGCUUCCCGCCGGAGCCCCUGCAGGGCUCAGGCACAGCCAUCGGCCUGCCCAUGGCCGGCUGCCCGGGAAUGGUAGUCUGUAUGCGGAGCCUCUCAGAGUCCCCAGGACAGGUUUUGAGGCCCAAAAGGAGCGGGGGAGGGGGAAGAGUAGAUCUUUACAACAUCAGAGAGGGGAGGGAUCCCGGGGACUACUUGGCCAAGUCUCCUGAUUAUCCUGACGGGGAAACUGAGGACCAGGUCGGGGAAGUGAUUUGCUUAAGGCCACAAGAUGAGUCAAGGACAAUCCAGGAUCUCCCAGCUGGCUCCAGGCUGCCUGUUCUUCCCACAGCCCACACCCAGUCUGAGCCUAGCGCUCGGCACAGCUCGGCACAGCAGCCCACACCAGCCCAGGCUCCUGCCUGCCCCUUCCCAGUGGGCUUGAGUUGAACAAAAAGAAGCCCCCAUGCUUCUUGUAAGGGCACAGUUUUGAAAGCUGAGGUUCAGAGAGGGAAAGUAAUUCUCCCAAAGUCACACAGUAGGCUAAUGACAGAGCUUGGUUUUAGUCGCCAUUCCAAGUCCCAUUCCACACCUCAGUAGAGUGCCUUUCCUCAUGCUGGUUUGUAUAUGGUCCAUCUUAGGCCACUUGUCUCCCUCCCAUGUUGCAGGUGUUGUGCUAAAAAACUUCAGGGGAGAGGAAGCUGGGGCAGUGCCUGGUGGGAUAUGGGUUGGGCAGCUGGGUGCACAGGAGCACAGGUCCCCACUGAGGUCUCCUGCCCUCCGCCUUCGGCACUGCAGGGGCUCAGAAGGUCCAUGCUGGCAGGGCACUGCGGGCUCUCUUCUCGGAUGGCCAUGGUGAAAUUGACCCUGAAGGCUGCCAGGUUCUAGUCAUUCCUGGCUGCCUGCUACCAUGCUGAUGUGCAGGGUACCAACCACCUUUUAGGACAGGCUCCGGCCACCCAGUGUUUGAGAGCUCCAGAGGGCCAUGGGGAAGGAAGCCCAUCUUAGAACUAUAUCCUGGCAUCGUGACAUGGCCCAUAAAUUUGGUCCUGAAACAGAUUAGCCUAGGACCCCACUCCUCUGCAGGGCUGAGGAGGCCUCUGUCUAGAAAAGGGAGAAAGACUGCGGGAGGGAGGUGGUGGGAGUAGGUGAGUUGGGAGUAGGGAGCUUGUAAAGCAGCUUCUCCUUUUCUCUGGCAAUAAUGACUUCGAGAGCCCACGAGGCGCUGGGAAGGGGGCCAAGUGGACACUGGGUGCUCAGCUUGGCUACUCUGGAGUCCAUGAGAGGGGCUGUCCCUUACAGCCUUGGCAAAGUCACUUUUAUCCCAACUGCAGCUGCCUCUGCUUCUCAACUGCGACAAAUUCCCUGUAAACAGGUGGCAUAGGACUAGAACUGUUUGCCUCAACAGACUGAGACCCUCCUGUGGGCAAAUGGGCAAAAGAAGGGGAUGUGUUCCUCCUGGAGGGGAAGUGUGUGUCACAGCUGAUGGCUAAUACAGCGGGUGGGGCUGUGGCCACAAGGAGAGGGAUUCGCCUUGACCCAUUCUGCCCCAGGGCGAAACAUUAGGGCUGGCGGACAGAGGCAGAUAUUGAUCCAAUGGAAGUCAGUGCUGUGCAGAGGGUUGAGUUUCUCUGAGGUAAUGAGGUCCCCAUCCCGGAAGGUAUUCAAGCAUAGCUUGGGGGUGUUGUCGAGAAGAUUCAUAUGUCAGGGCAUACUUUUAGAUGCUGUCUAAAUUUACUGACAAUGGCCCUCUGCAGCCCUCAUUUUAGGAUUCAAAUGACAGAAGUAGGAUUAACUCUUGCUUGCCUGCCUGAAGAUAAACAGGACACAUGAAUGGGCAAACUCCUGUCCCUCUGCCUUGUUACUCAGUCACGCUCUACCCCAGGCUGCAUCUUUACCCGACUUAGCGAUGGUGGUGGGGAGAGGGUAGGUGGCGAGCCCCUAUUCACAGUGAGAAAUAGGCCGGAAGAGGGUGGAAAUUUGGAGUUAGGAACCCUCAGGAACUUCUUUCCAAAGAUCAGGCCAAGUCUAACUUGUAUCUUUGACCCUCCAGCUGGGGCAAAGCUUCCCCUGUCCUUCAGUCAAGACUGUAGAAAAUGGUGACAAUCUUUUCAGCCUUCUCCUCCCUUCACCCUCCCAGCUUUGUCAAAGUCUUCAGCCUUCCAUCCUUGUCCCAUAGCAGGCUCACACCCUGUGGGCUCUCCACAGGAGCUCUUGGGAAGGGCUGUGGGAUGGGCGGGCUCAUAUCCAGCCUCAAAGUGUUUGGAGGGUGGGGCCGGGGUGGUAGCAGGGUGAGUGACAGCUGGCUAGACUAAUCAGGAUGAACACCAUUUACUGAGUAGCUACUCUGUGCCUGGCCCUGAGCUCAAUAUUCUAUGUGUAUCAGCUGACAGUAGUCAGGACAACUCCCCAAAUAUGCAUUCUUUUCUCACUUUUACAGAUGAGGAGACCUGUUAUACUAAGUUAUGGGUACACUCAAGGUGACACAGAAAAUAGCAGAGAAUUCAGACCCAGGGUGGAGCGAUGCCAAAGCCAUCAAUCACAUCAGGCUGUGACUGGGAAAGGGCAGUGGACUGGCCUCUUGCAGCCCAGAGACCUAGGAGUGGGUGGGGGAAGGGUGACUGGGAGCCAAUCUCAAAAUGACCGUGGACAGCCAGAGAUGGGCAAAAGUGUUUGGAAGCAGAGGCAAAGGCUUCCCAGUGGGUCUCUAACAUCCCACCUCCUGCCUGGCCUGGCCCCUGACCCCACAGCUCUGUGCAAACAGCUCUGGCUCCCGCUGGCCACCCUCUCCUCUCCUGGUUUCUGAAAACCUAUAAAACCUUUUCUUCACCUGCUGACCAGUUGUCUCCAUCCCUACCCCUCCUCCUCGGCCUGUGUCUCACUCCAACUUCCCCAGGUUCCCCUUCAUUCCAGGCAGACUCUCCCUUGCUCCCAUGCUUCUUCCCUUCCUCUCGGCCAUCUCUCCUGACCUUCUGUCCCUGCCAUAUCUCCUCUUCUACUCCACAUCCUCUCUCUCCUCUCACUUUGCAAGAUCCACUGCUCUCACACUAAAAUAUUCAUAGCGGAUGGGACCUGAACACUAGGGGAGCCCUGCCUGGCGCUCUGCACCUUUUUAUGCUUCUGGUUUGGUCAGUCUGUCCCAGCGCCCAGUUCAGCGGCAGGACCAGGUCUAGGGUUCCAGGAGGACAUCUAGCCAUUCAGCUGACUAGGCAGUCCCCCUACAAUGAAUGACAAACCUUCCCAAUGCCUCCGACCCCCAGCCCUCCUGAGCCCCCAUCCUCCCAUGAUGGACAAGCAGUGGGGCAUGGUAAUCCAUGAAACACAGAGGUAAACACAGCUCUGGGGUGCUGGGUAGGGUGGCUGAGACCCUGCCAUGGGGCUUCACGCCCUACCCCAAAGUGGCCCAGAAUAAAGGGAUGCCCAGGACUCACCCCAUCUCUGAGCUGCAGUGAGGGAAGCAGACGCCUGCUCCUGCCAGGGGGCACAUGCCCCUCUCCAGCUUAGGACUGUCCAGUGAGCACCUCCCUGGUCAGGAUGUUUUAGCUCCCUCCUCCCUCUGCCCUCCUCCUCCCAAUGAGCUCAUCUGUCUGGGGCUCCCCACCCCCCUUUGCCUGAAGGGAUGUUUGGAAAGAACCUGGCAGAAAACAGAAAAAGAGGAAGGGAGGGAUGGAGGAGGUGCGUGCGCCCAGAGCCCUUAGAGAAAGUGGAGAUGGGUGAGGAGAGCUCAGGAAGAGUUCAUCGCUGCUCCAGGUCGGAUUCGAGGUGGGCUGGGGAGCAGCGGGCGAGGGGGCCAGUACUGGUUCCUUGCUGGGCUGCUGAGCCACGUGCCUGCGGGUUGGUUUGGUGCAUGCUGUCCUGUUAACCCCCUCAGCACCUGCCAAACUUCAGUGGAUGCUGAGACUGUGGCUGAGGCAAGUGAGCGCUGAGCUGGAGGGCAGGAAUGGUCUCUUCCUGGUCCCUGUGUCCCUGUCGCUGGAGGUAUCUGUGGGAAAGGCCGCUACCAUCUACGCUGUCAACGGCACGGAGAUCCUGCUGCCCUGCACCUUCACCAGCUGCUUUGGCUUCCAGAACCUGCGCUUCUGGUGGUCCUACAACAGCAGUGAUACAUUCAAGAUUCUCAUAGAUGGGAUCGUGAAGAAUGAGAAGUCAGACCCCAAGGUGAAGUUGAAAGAUGAUGACCGCAUCACUCUGGAGGGCUCUGUGAAGGAGAAAAUGAACAAUAUUUCCAUUCUGCUGAGGAACCUGGAGUUCAGCGACACGGGCAAAUACACCUGCCACGUGAAGAACCCCAAGGAGAAUUAUCUUCAGCACCAGGCCACCAUCUUCCUCCAAGUUGUUGAUAAACUGGAAGAAGUGGACAACACAGUGACACUCAUCAUCCUGGCUGUUGUGGGCGGGGUCAUUGGGUUCCUCAUCUUCAUCCUGCUGGUUAAGAAGUUCAUCGCCUUCAUUAUCAAGAAGACUCAGGAGAAGAAGAAGGAGUGCCUCGUGAGUUCGUCAGGGAACGAUAAUACAGAGAAUGGGUUACCUGGCUCCAAGGUGGAAGAGAAAGCACCAAAAAAAGUGUGAGCCCUGCUCGGGGCCAAGCAGCCGCCGGGAGCCUCGCUUUCUAACGAUGAAACUGAUGCCUGAGCCGUGUCCGUGAACCCACGUGCCUGAGACAUCUGCUGCUUGGCUCAAACUGUAGUCUUUCCGGGCGGGGAGAAACUGGGGUCCUGUCUAGCCUGCCCCACCCCCUUCCCCCCCAGGGCUCCCCAGGGACAAGGGCUGGCCAAGGGAGGGGCCCUGUGGAAGGUUCAGGAAAGGAAAGGAGGGGCUGGAGCGGUGUGGAGGGCCGGUCCCCCGACACCUGGGUAGAUGGUCUCCUUCAGUGUCCCCACCCUGGACAGGGAAUGCCUUGGUUUUCCUCUAGAUGUCUCUUUGUGAGAGACUUGGAGGGGUUGGGGAGGGCUGCCCCAGUAGCUGGACCCUGAGUAGGGAGGACUAACCCUUCUACGGUGGGAGUGGCCAGAGGACUCUGUACGGGAUCCGAGGGUGGGAGGCUGCUGGAGGGUCCUACAGUGAGAGGCUUUGAUGGAUUCCUGCUGCCCCACGUCCUUCUAGUGAAGAACUCCCCUUUCCCCCCAUCCCUGGGUGCCUGCCUGCCUGUCUUGGUUCUGCCCCCACCCCCAGACCCCAAGCUGCUCAGUCUCUGAACCCUCCCAUCUAGGGCUGCCACCCUGGUCUUGGGGGGUCCUAGCCCACCUAGUCUGCUCCUCUGAUCUCUGGGCCCUGAGGGCUCAUGCAGGGUCCCUCAGGCCUUCCCAGAGCACCGGGGCGCCACCUACACCUUUCCUAGUAUUUCUCCUUGGGGGAUCAGGGCUGCAGAGGUGGGCCUCUUGGCCACGGAACGCUCACCCCAGCCCUGCCAGCGCUGGCUGGCCCUGCUCCUCGGCAUGGCAGGACCAUGGCCACUGCUGGGAGCUCGCCGCCAGCUCCGCGCUGCUCCUCUUCCCCUGAAGCAGCAGGUGGCGCCAUCUUGCUUGAGGAGCUGCUCCUGUGCUCCUCCAGCUUCUCCCUGCCCAGGGCUGUUCAUCUCCAUCCCUGCGUCAAGGCUGGCCUUCACCUCGGGGACCCUGUUGCUUUGGAUGAGAGGGCCCUUGGGUUUUCUGUCUGCUUCCUGCUCAGCCGUGCCCCGCUCUCACCCCAGGGUUGGGGAGGUGCAGGGAGAGAGUGCCCAGGGUUUUCCUUUGCUUUUCCACGCACUGGUUUGCACACCCCUUGCGUGUGGGGCUAGACUGUGCCUUAGCUCCUGAGUCCUGGCUCAUGCGCUCCCUCCCCGCUUCAGCCCCUAGGGAACAGCCAGCUCUGGUGGGCCCUGGUGAGGGUCCCGCUGCCCUAACCCAGGGUCAGGCAGGGGACCAGGGAGCUGGAGUUGUGUCGUUAAUAGCCCGCUGGCCAGCCACUGAGUGUUGGAGGCGUCUGCCAAGUGCUCCCGUGGGCCCCUUACAGGCCAUGUCGUGGUAUUGUCCCUGUGGGGUUGGGGAAGUGAGGGGAGCCGGGGCUGUGAUCAUGGAGGAAUCCGCCAUCUGCUCCCACCCCCUCGCUCUCUUGUUGAAUUCCUGACACUCUGUCCUCUGGGCCCCUGGGAGGGAUGAGAGGGGAGUAGCCCCCUUUUCCAAAGUGUGUGGGGACUGCCUGAGGACCCUCCCUGCCAAAAAGCAGCGGCGAGCGUCCCCAAGGGUGCAGGUUUGGGGAGGGGGAACAGGAGUGCCUGCAGGGCAGCCACGGCUGUGACCUGUGACCCUUGCCCGGCCUGAGGGGCUUGCAGGGUCCCACUGAGAUCUGCCUCUGUCCCUUGCGGCCUCCUCCACCCAUCCUGGGCUCAGGUUCAGAUUUUCCCGGCUUUGGGAGCAGGCAGACAAGAGCCACCAGUCAUUCGGGAAACUUCGUAGGCUGCCUUCACGCAAAAGUGCUUGCUUCUCCUUUCCCAGCGUUAGCAUUUGGAAGGGCAGAGGGUCUUGUGCUCCUCUUACUCCCUUGAGAGGAAGCCAAGGCGUACAGAGUGGGGGAGAGGAAGAGCAUCAUAGGCGGGUCAUGCACGUUCUCUGGGCUCAGCUUUCCCUAUCUAUAAAAUGGGUGUAAUAAUACCUACCUCACAGGACUGUUGUGAGGCUUGGCAGGUUUUGGUUUAAAAAUCUUUUUUGGCUUCAACAGGGAUCUAGCAGUCCAGGUGUCAUAAUUGGAGGGACGGUUCCAAGUCUGUCCUGUCCUCAUCUCUGUGUCCCAUCCCCAUAGUUCACACACACACACACACACACACGCACACGUACACACACUCUCUCUCUUCUCUGUCUCUCUCUUCCCACCCCUCCCCCUUGGAAUUAUUUUAGUCUUUGUAAUGUUAGAACCCUGGCUCUGAUGCUUAAAGUUUCCUGUGCAUGGCUUUUGUUUGGUGGUUUUCAGUAGAGGUGGUUGGGACUGUAGCGGGGACGCUUUUGGCUGCCCAAUGCCUGAGGGCUCUACUGGCAUUUAGUGAAGGUGGGGGCUGAGGAUGCUAAACUUAGUCCCCACCACAAACACUGUCCUGCGCCAAGGCCGGGAUUAUAGCCAUGGAGAAACCCUGGCAUGAAUUUGCCGUAGAAGAUGUGUGGGCAAAGCCAUCUUCCCAGGCAGACCCUCAGCAAGUGCAGGUCUCCAGGGGCUGGUGAGGGUGUUUUCAGGGCCUGUGGGCUAGAGAGAGCCGUUCACAAAGUUGAACUUGGGAGCUCUGGACACACGCAGCUAUGCUGACAGUAAGGUCAGGAGACCGUAGACCAAGCGUUUCCCAGCUCCCCGUCCUUGACCCCGCAUAGGACCUGAGCAUUCCAGGCCUUGGGAUUCUCCCGGUGCAGGAAUUGAGCAGAAGGCAGCCAGAAGGAACCUGGGGUGCUGGAGAGGUCUGGGAGAGGGGCCGGUAGAGCUCAGGGAGGGGGUGAGAGCGAGCUCCUGAGAUGGGGGCAGCUGAGGGUGUGCCUGGGUGGCGUGCGUGUGUGGAAAUGCAUGACUGUGGGGUGGGUGGGCCAUGCAUGGACGUCGGGGUGUAUGGAGGUGUGUGUAAAGGCUGAGUGUGCCUGAGAUGGAGGAGGUUCUGCACGUUUCAGGAGCCAUCUUCCCUGGCCAGAGCUAUAUCCGUUGGGGCAUCUGGAGGCUGAGAAAGGAUAGGAGACAGAGGGGGAGAUCAGCCGUGCUCCUGGGCUCCGUAACGCCGUGACUCUGUCUCAUUGUCACAGACAGAUGCCAUCAGAGUGCUGGGGGGAGGGAGUGCCAGGAGGGGGCUCUUCUCUGGGGAAAAUCCUACAGCUUCACUUUACUUUGUCCCAGGUGGGAGUCCUUACCCUCCCACCCGAUACACAGUGCUUUUGACUAUCUUAUGCAUGGUUUAUUCCUCUGCCUUGGAUGACAAUACUCAUAGUCAAUUUUCUAUGUAACUAUAGAUCGAAACAAUGCAGCACAAAUGGGCCUUGGGGGGCCUCAGAUCUGCAGGUGCCUCCUGGGAGGCGCAGAUGUGCACACACCCAGCACUGACUUGUGUUCAAGCACAGAAUGAAUGUGAUCAGACUGUCUUGCCUUGACAACAUGUUUUGCAUUGUAGAGUUUUAUCUAGCUUUGCCUUGGAUGAAAUAAAAAUUAUAUUUAA
Messenger RNA from Globicephala melas (long-finned pilot whale), 9400 nucleotides. RefSeq names its product sodium voltage-gated channel beta subunit 4 (gene SCN4B). The record is from RefSeq and is a predicted model, not a curated record. Gene Ontology annotation, biological process: cardiac muscle cell action potential involved in contraction; regulation of sodium ion transmembrane transporter activity; regulation of ventricular cardiac muscle cell membrane repolarization. Lineage: Eukaryota; Metazoa; Chordata; Mammalia; Artiodactyla; Delphinidae. Gene Ontology annotation, molecular function: transmembrane transporter binding; sodium channel regulator activity. Gene Ontology annotation, cellular component: plasma membrane; voltage-gated sodium channel complex.